This is a messenger RNA of Dujonia railenensis, 888 nucleotides long. The record is from the annotation of a GenBank genome assembly. Lineage: Eukaryota; Fungi; Ascomycota; Pichiomycetes; Serinales; Debaryomycetaceae.
AUGGUGGGGUUGCCAGCCAGAGGGAAGUCGUAUUUAUCCAAACAGCUUACCAAAUACCUCAGGGACCAUAGUCUCGACACAGAGAUCUUCAACGUGGGAAACACCAGAAGAGCUGAAGAUGGGGCCCACGACGCUUCGUUCUUCAGCUCGUCCAACAUGGAGAAUGUCAGGCUUCGUGAGAAAUUUGCCCUUGAUACAUUACAUGAGCUAUUGGACUGGCUAUAUUUGGAUAACAACGAUAAAGUGGGAAUUUUCGAUGCUACAAACUCUACUAUAAUACGAAGAGUCACGUUGUUGAAUUCUAUCAAUUCGUUUGACCUGAAGUCCGAGCUGUUCAAGGACACAGAGAUAUUGUUUCUUGAGAAUAUUGUCGAUGACGAGCACAUUAUUCACUCCAACAUAAUAUCGAAAUUGAUGUUGUCGCCGGAUUACAACGAUUUGAAGGGUGAUACAAGUUAUGAUUCUACGAGCAUUCAAGGUGGAAUGCAGGUAGGCGUAGACCUUUUGAACCCAAAGCAGAUUGAGGCGUACCAGGACUUCCAGCUUAGACUAGAGAACUACGAAAAGGUAUACGAGACCAUCGACACUGAGGAGUUGGCAAUUUUAAAAAUUGGAAAGCUCAACAACAACAACAUUAAAAUGAUCAAGUUGUACAACUAUGGUGGGACGUUUAUGAGGCCUGGUAACAUAUCAUUGUACAAUGUGAUGACUAGCAUGCAACUUCUCCAGAGGAAGAAGCCCAAGCAAAUAUCGUCCACCAGAGACUAUGUGAGUAAGAUUUUAGAAUUUUUACUUGGGUAUAGAUACGAGUAUUCUACUCCGCCAGACACAGAGGGGGUGGAAAUCAAAAGGAAUAGGAUAAACUACCAUACAGUGUUAUGUAAGUAA